UUUAUGAUUUUAUAAGUAUUUAUUUUGUUAACUAAAUUAUUCACUUCAUUUGUGUAACUUGUUUCAAUUAAAAAAAGUAUUUGAAUUUACGACAGAACACCAAAUUCAAGCCAAUAUAAAUGCCUUUCGUCGAAAGAUUCGUACAAAUUCGUAAUUUUGUUAUGAACGUUUGUCUCGUCGAGGCCAUACAAUUCGUCCAGGAUCUAACCAAUGCUAUUUGUUUGGACUUUCAAGGCCUCUUCAAUCUCAAAUAGAGCUGGCGAACUGGUUCGCUCACCUCAUCAUUCGCAGUGUUGCUCAAAGGCAACAGACCCACACACACACACGUACACGAACAUACACACACUAGCUCACUCAAAGUCAAGCACACCUACACACAGGAAAAUACAUUUCUACACACUCCUACACACGUAUACGAAACCCCUACAGACGGACAGCCAUUACACGACCUUUUGCUUGGUUUGAAAAACUAAACGACCAUUCGAUAAACAAAUUGAACAAGUUGAUAA
Molecule: messenger RNA, 509 nt
Organism: Drosophila hydei
Lineage: Eukaryota; Metazoa; Arthropoda; Insecta; Diptera; Drosophilidae
Exons: 3
Coding region: 120-254 (44 amino acids)
Source: RefSeq, a predicted model, not a curated record